Caenorhabditis bovis is the source of this 1293-nucleotide messenger RNA. The record is from the annotation of a GenBank genome assembly. Lineage: Eukaryota; Metazoa; Nematoda; Chromadorea; Rhabditida; Rhabditidae.
AUGGAUGAACGUGAGUUCACCAGGCCGCCGAGUUGGCCUGCUCCGAAUCCGGAUACGGGUCCGAUGACGCUUACUAAUAGAAUGAUGCACUGGGGUCCAUUAUUUGCGUUAUUUCUUAUCUCUUAUAUCGGUAUUGUAACAACCUUUUUCAAUAUCCAAUGGCUGCCGUUAAACACGAUCCUCGGUUUUAUCAACCAAAUGAUUUUUCUUCAAUGGAAUUUUUUCACGAUUGGAAAUCUUCUUGCUGCUUCUUAUGUCGGCCCUGGAUAUGUUCCGAAGCGUUGGAAGCCACACCGAGAAAAAAUGGUUGAUCUGCUGCAAGCGUGUGUUCCAUGCGGUGGCUACAAGGUACCCAGAUCGCACCAUUGCUCGAAAUGCAACCGAUGCUGCAUGAAAAUGGACCAUCAUUGUCCUUGGAUCAAUAAUUGUGUCGGCCACCGAAAUCACGCGUAUUUCAUUCGAUUCCUUUCCGCGGCGGUUUGCGGCUGCAUCCAUGCUCUUAUCCUUGAUUCCUUCGCGUUAUAUUAUAUCAUAUUCGCAGGUUGGUUCAUGCAUUAUGGAAGUGGAAACGAGCCUAUUGUAAUUGCAACUCCACUCUCUUUUAUUCUCUUGAUUAUGGCAUUCGCGUUCGCCGCUGGAGUUGCGAUCGCUCUUUCCGUUCUUCUAUAUGUGCAAAUCAAAUAUGUCGUCAAGAACAAAAAUGGAAUCGAAGAAUAUAUCGACAACAAAGCGAUCAAUUUACGAAAUAAUUGCGAUGAAGAUGGUGAAGAGAUCGAGCCAUGGGUGUAUCCUUAUGAUCUCGGAUGGAAACAAAAUAUCGCAGAAGUUCUCGGAAAUGUUCAAAGCGGAAGAACGCUUGGAAACGGUACAUGGUGGCCAGUUAAAAGUGGAUGUGAUCAGUUCACAUUCACCAAAGAACAACUUCGUCAAAAACGCGCAAAAAUGGAACGUGCUCGUCAGCUGACAAUAACGAAAGAUUUUGAUGGAAAAUGCUGGACUAUCGCUAAAUAUGGAUUCAGUGUGUUCCGGAAGCAACCGUGUAUCGACUCGUCAUGUUUGAAGGUCUCCGCCGGCGAUAUUAUAAUCGCUACGCGCGGCAUUGGUGGUUGGGUGUACGGGCAUAAAUCGGAGGCGACGGGUGUGAAGGGAUGGGUGCCGAUCGAGUGCACCGAUCUAAAGAAACGAUCCGAAGAGGCAGCAGCGGCAUUACUCGAAGAAGAUGAUGAAGGAAAAGAUGAGGAGAAGAAGGAGCAAACCGUUGAGAAUGUGAAAAACAACAAAAAGGAACAAUAA